GAAGCGUCCGAUGCGGAGGGACAAUUGAGAGAGGGGAAGCUCCGAGAAGCGGGCCACGAGAGGAAGACGGCACAUCUGGAGAGGAGGAUCACCAGCUUUGCAGCUCCUGCGCUGUCGCGGCGUUCCCGAGACGCUGCAUUUUAGUGGUCAGAUCCGGCCAUUGUAUUGAAUCGCGAUAUUUGGGAGCGUGACUUGAGAGGCCGCGGGUGGUGGGUAGUUAAUUCGGUCGCCGGGAGGGUGCAGAAUUCGAGAGCCAUGAUUCCGUUUGCCAGCCUCCCCGAGGCGGAGGAGGCCCUGGGUCGAUCGUUGACGCUCUGGGAAGAGCUGUGGUGGAGCAAGACGCACAAUGUGAGUGACUACACAUUGUAUUGCAUGAACAUCAUCUUCCUCUUUGUCAUUUUCUCGGUCGUGCCCUUGCCCUAUGUGCUGCUGGACGUGUUGAAGGUGAAGAGCGCCGAGAAGUACAAAGUGCAGGCCGGGGUGCAUAACGAGCCAUCCGCGACAUGGCGGUGUUACAAGGUGGUUAUGUGGACGUUUUUCACCGUGGUUGGCCCGUUGCAGCUCUGUUCCUUCCCUGCCGUGAGGUUGAUAGGGGUUCGGUUCGGUCUGCCCCUGCCGGCUGUCAGUGAGGUGUUGAUGCAGCUUACUGUGUAUACCAUAGUUGAGGAUUUCGGGAACUAUUGGUUGCAUCGCUGGUUGCACAAUGGUUGGUGGUACGAUGCCAUUCAUUCUGUGCACCAUGAGUUCUCCGCGCCGAUGAGCUUCGCCGCCCCUUAUGCACAUUGGGCGGAGGUUGUGAUUUUAGGGGUUCCUACCUUCGCGGGUCCAGCGAUGGCGCCUGGCCAUAUCAUCACCUUCUGGCUUUGGAUUGCAAUGAGGCAGUUGGAGGCUCUCGAAACUCACAGCGGAUACGAUUUCCCUUGGAACCCCACGCGCUUGAUUCCCUUCUACGGAGGGGCAGAGUAUCACGACUAUCACCACUUCGUCGGCGCUAAGUGUUCAAGCAACUUCGCCUCUGUUUUCACGUACUGCGACUGGCUAUACGGCACCGAUAAGGGAUACCGUUACAUGAAGGAGGUGCACAGGAAAGAGGCGAUUGCGAAGAGCAAGGAACAGGAGAAGAGAGAAGCCGGGUGGCUUCGGGCUGAUGAUUUGAAACCCAUACCCUCCUUCCUGUCCAAUGACAUCAAAUCCUCGUAAUCUCCGCUUUCAUCUCAGCGGCACAACGACUUGGCGCUUCUUUCAGUAUGGAACACUCCAAUCCAGGAUUUUCUGAUUGGUGGGGUUGAGUAUAACCACCCACCACAUAGAUCUGAAUCGAGACACAUCUUCGACUGACGUUGCAUGGAGGACACGCACCAGUGCUCAAACAGGAGCUCACUGUGUGAAAUUACUCGGUCAAGUGACAUGAAUGCAACAGGUUUUGCUCCUAACUUGGCAAUCUUAAUCUGUUCCCUACUCAGAUGUAGUCCUGAGAGUGGUAUUAGUCAUCUGGGUGUGAUAUGUUCAUUCUAUGCUAUGAAUCUACUGUAGCAUAUGUUCCACAGUAGUAGCUCCUGGUAUCAUUCAGUGUGAUGUAGAGUAGGUCAGCGAGCUGGAGUUUAUCCCGAGCUCUUCCCUUACUACCAGUAGGUAACGGAUUCAAGGCUCUGCCAACUGCUCUGCAUGUUGUUCCUUUUUCUAAUUUGACUUGAACAACGAGUCACUGAAUACAGCUUGUGCUUGAUAAUGGAUGACUGGUGUUGGGUGGCAUCUACUCCUAAGCACUUUAUUUCCUUUA
This is a messenger RNA of Physcomitrium patens, 1780 nucleotides long. Its product is annotated as methylsterol monooxygenase 1-1. The record is from RefSeq and is a predicted model, not a curated record. Gene Ontology annotation, molecular function: oxidoreductase activity; iron ion binding. NCBI's taxonomy places the organism in Eukaryota, Viridiplantae, Streptophyta, Bryopsida, Funariales, Funariaceae. Gene Ontology annotation, biological process: lipid biosynthetic process.